CUCCUCACCUCGAACUACGAUGACAUCAACAGUGGCCACGGAGAGGCAGCCCUUGCUGGCAAAAAAUCAGUCGACACACUCAGGAACAGGAACCCGAACUCCUUUAGAAGAGCACCACAGAGACCAAGAUCAAAGUGAGGACAGUCAAAGUAUUCCCCUAGACGAGGCGAGCCGUCUGGCACCCCUGCAAGCAUUACCAUGGUACCGGAGGCCGAGCGUCGCUUGGUUAUUGCCGUUUAUCCUUUUGCUGGCGGUCGUCAUGGGGAUUUCCCAAGCGCCACAGGAACAGCUCAUCGUCAGGAUUAUCUGCAAGGAGCACUUCCGGGACAAGGACACCUUAUGGCUUCAAGACAGCAUCACACAUGUUUCCUCUCUCAACGGAACGUCUUCUCGCGACAACUAUUAUGAUGACCCAUGCAACACCUCGGACGUACAGGCAUACGCGGCCCUGGUGAUGAGCCGUGUGCGUUCUCUCAAAUAUAUCACUGGCAUGUUCACGAUUGGAUACAUCACUUCGCUCUCCGAUCGAUAUGGACGCAAGGCAUUGAUCUACAUAACAUUGAUCCCCACGAUGCUCACCCAGGCAUUGAUCGUUUACAUGGCACAUCCCUCGACCAAGCUCGGUGUCAGUAUUCUUUAUGCGGAUGCGGUCUUCACGGGAGUUUUGGGCGCAGGACUCCUACUAGAGCCAUCUUUGAACGCGUACAUUGUCGAUUGCACAUCGCAAGAAGGAAGAAGUUUAUCCAUGGGCUAUGUGAUGGUAGCCCUUGCCGUGGGACUAAUUGCGGGACCGAUGCUAGGAGAGUACCUGAUUAAGCUGACGGGCGAUAUGACCACGGCGGUCAUGAUAUCGAUCGCCAUUCAGUGCAUCCUGAUUCUCUAUGCCAUCGUGCUUCCGGAGUCUCUUCCAAAGAGCAUUCAGCUCCACAAUGCCGACGUCGCCGCACAAACAGGCGGGGUAAAACCGGCAACGGAGACAUCGAUUUUGAUCAAGGCGAAGAAUGGUAUUCGAGCGAUCCUGGAUCCUUUGCUUUUGUUUCUGCCUGGGAAGAUUGACACCUCGUCGGAUGUCAACGUGGUCCCCGCUCGAUACACGUUGAUCACUCUUAUUGCUGCAUACGGAUUCCUCCAAUUUGCAUCGAAUGGUAUCACCAUUAUCCUCAUUCCAUACACCAAUCUCGUCUUUCACUGGACAACGCUCGAAGAUAACAUCUAUUACUCUCUUUCAGGAGCAGCAUCGUUUAUUGUCUACGUUGGAAUCUUCCCUGUCCUUAAGAAGAUGUACAAGAUCCUUAUCGAGAAAGAAAGUCCCGAGGUGGUUCAUACAUCCAUCUACUCGCCGCCGUACGUGGGACAUAAUGAGAUCAGUCAACUGCCAGAUGUGGGCAUGAGCAAUAUUGACGUGGAGACUCUGGAGGACAUACUUCACCCACCCUCAUCGAAUGCGGAUGCGGCUGCAAGAAGUAGGUCCGUGCAGAACGACCUCAGCUUCUUCAUCUUUGGCAGUACCAUGUAUCUGAUUGGACACGCCAUUGUGCCAUUGGUCGAGACCGAGGCUGCCGUCCUCGUCGCGUGUUGCAUCCGAGCCUUGGCCUCAGUGGCUCUUCCUUCGUUCAUGUCGCUGUUUACCUCCUAUGUGCCUGUGCAUCAGACAGGAAAGGCCCUCGGAGGCAUUUGCCUGUUGGACACGAUUACCAUGACCGUCUCCUCCUUACUCUAUGGAUGGGUGUUUUCCAAGAGCUCUGUAGCCAUGCCCUCGGCAGUGUUCUUGGUCUCGGCUGCGUUCGCAUCUCUUUCUCUCCUGGCGGGCCUUAUUAUUUGGAGCACCUAUAAGCGCAAGGAAGCGAGAAAUUAGACGCCAUUUGUAUUUAUCCCCCCACUGCAAUGUAUACUAUUUUAUCUGAACCUGAUCUAAAAUUGGUGGCAACUCGUGUCGCGUUUCAGGUCUGUUUACUACAAAAGAGGCGCGCGUUCAAAAAGUUCGCCCCGACCGAAUGCCCAGCCCAGCCCAACCCAACCCAACAUAGACUCUUCUUCCCCCCAUCGUGAUUACUAUUCCAUUUGCG
Molecule: messenger RNA, 2066 nt
Organism: Gamsiella multidivaricata
Lineage: Eukaryota; Fungi; Mortierellomycota; Mortierellomycetes; Mortierellales; Mortierellaceae
Product: major facilitator superfamily domain-containing protein
Exons: 7
Coding region: 20-1855 (611 amino acids)
Biological process (GO): transmembrane transport
Cellular component (GO): membrane
Molecular function (GO): transmembrane transporter activity
Source: RefSeq, a predicted model, not a curated record